AAAUAAAAGCUUCACCAUAUACCUUUUUGUAUUUUCUUGUUAUCUCGCUCACUCUCUCGAGUCUCGACUAAUAUAAUCUCAUCUCUCCAAAGAAAACAAAAGAAGAAGCUUAUUCGAUCUUCCUCGGAGACCGUCACAUCCUUUGUGUGCAAGUCGUUUCUCAAAGUAAGUUAGUCUUUCCAGUGUUCGUUUCUUUAUUGUAUCGCACUUCUCGUACAUACGUUAAACACUAACAUUAGUUUGUUAACUCGUAUUCGAGCUUUAUGUGUUGAGGAAACAGAAACACGUAGAAAACCCUAAUUCUCUUUUGUUUGAUCUUCUACUCGUAGAUUAAUUUUUUUUAUAAACUUGCUUUGCUUGUUUGAUGAUGUUUAAUGUGAAAACACACACGUAUUGAAAAUCAAAGGAUCUCUCUUAAUUAGGUUUCUACUUACUUGCAGGUCAAUCAUUAUGUCAACAAGCUAUCUUAGAGAACUUAAGCAACGUUCUGAAGCAGAGUUUCUUGAAUUUCGUCAACGUAUUAAGGAAUCCAUCAGGAACAAGACUCAAAACGGAAACGAUCGUCCUCCAACCUCAGACUCAAUGCCAAGAAAAAGAAAACUCCCGUAUGAGUUUGGUUCCUUCUUUGGUCCUUCUCAGCCUGGCAUUGCUUCAAGAGUAUUACAAGAAAGCAAACUACUCUUAAAAGACGAGCUUCUUGCCACUAAAGCGCUAGACUCGAUCCAAACUAAGAAGAGUUCUAGUCAAACGAGUGGUUCAGAGGCUAAGGAGUUGAAAAGAAAAGCUAAGGAACUUAAAGAAUCAAGAGACUACUCUUUCCUUUUCUCUGAUGAUGCCGAGCUUCCUGUUCCCAUAAAGGUUCCAAGCUCUCUACCAACUUCCAGAGGAAGCCAUUCAAGACCAGGUUCAUCUACUAAAGGUCAAGCACAAACAAAGCCUGGUUCUGUAAUAAGCUCUAAAACGCAUAAACAAGGUUCCAAACUACCUACAAGAAAAUCUGUACCAGUGGACCAUAGAAAGAAGCUAACUAAGAAGCCACAUUCCUCAUCAAAGCCAUUGACAUCUGUUCCUAAAGAACAAAGGAUAGAACAGAGGAAGGUUCAUUCCAACGAAACCGAAAGUUCUUUGAAACACCACCGGAUGAUUAGCAAACCACCAUUGAAGCAAGCUCAUCAACUAAAGAAGAAGAAAGUGUCAGAAGAAGAUGAAGAGGCGUUGAGAAUGGUUAGAGAGAUGUGCAAGACUGAUCGUUUUGCCGGGCGUGAUUUAGAUGAUUAUGAUGAUAGAGGCAUGGAAGCUACCUUAGAAGAUAUCAUCAAGGAAGAGAAACGAAGUGAGAAACUUGCGAAGAAAGAAGACGCGGAACAACUACGGUUGAUAGAAGAAGAGGAAAGGCGAGAAAGAGUCUUGAGAAAGGAGAAGAAACAGAAGCUGAGCCAUUGAUCAUUUAGUGUUUAUUACAGGGUUAUUAUUAGUUAUACAUCAUCACUUUUAUUUUCUUGUUAAUAUGAUUGUUAUAGC
This is a messenger RNA of Brassica rapa (field mustard), 1521 nucleotides long. RefSeq lists its product as uncharacterized. Gene Ontology annotation, cellular component: nucleolus. The record is from RefSeq and is a predicted model, not a curated record. Gene Ontology annotation, biological process: nucleosome assembly; transcription by RNA polymerase I. NCBI's taxonomy places the organism in Eukaryota, Viridiplantae, Streptophyta, Magnoliopsida, Brassicales, Brassicaceae. Gene Ontology annotation, molecular function: histone binding; DNA binding.